CAGCUUUCCAAGGUUUGCUUUUUAAUUCCCUCGGUUUCCUGUUCCGGAGGCGCGGGUGGCGCCACGGUCUUGGCGGCUGCGGUCUUAGUCUGCCUUUGCUCUGACGGCGAGCUCGUGGCCGGAGAACCUUUAGAUACUCUGCCAGGGGCUGUGCUGGAAACAGACAUGACUGAAUCAACCCAUGUAGCCGAGGAGCUAAUCUGGUGGAGGAGUUAGACAUGGGCACACCUGACUGCAAUUUGAGGCAAUCUCUGAGCUCAUGUUCUCUGUGGAAGAUGUGACAUAUCCAGGCAGUACAUCAUGAUGCAGGGCAGUACCUGCCAUAGAAUGUCGUUCCACCCAGGACGAGGCUGUCCCCGAGGACGAGGAGGACAUGGAGCCAGACCCUCAGCCCCAGCCUUCAGGCCCCAAAAUCUGAGACUUCUUCAUCCUCAGCAGCCUCCUGUGCAAUAUCAAUACGAGCCUCCAAGUGCCCCUUCCACCACGUUCUCGAACUCUCCAGCCCCCAAUUUUCUGCCUCCACGACCAGACUUUGUCCCUUUCCCUCCACCCAUGCCUCCAUCAGCACAAGGCCCUCUUCCCCCCUGCCCAAUCCGGCCCCCUUUCCCCAACCACCAGAUGAGGCACCCCUUUCCGGUGCCUCCCUGUUUUCCUCCCAUGCCACCUCCAAUGCCCUGUCCCAACAACCCCCCAGUCCCUGGAACGCCUCCUGGACAAGGCAGUUUCCCCUUCAUGAUGCCCCCUCCCUCUGUGCCCCAUCCUCCACCCCCUCCAGUCAUGCCACAGCAGGUUAAUUAUCAGUACCCUCCGGGAUACUCACACCACAAUUUCCCACCUCCCAGUUUUAAUAGUUUCCAGAACAGCCCCAGUUCUUUCCCACCCAGUGCUAGUAACAGCAGUAGCCCUCACUUUAGGCACCUUGCUCCUUACCCGCUCCCAAAGGCUACCAGUGAGAGAAGGUCUCCAGAAAGGCUCAAACAUUAUGACGAUCACAGGCACCGAGAUCACAGUCAUGGGCGAGGCGAGAAGCGCCGGUCCUUGGAUCGGCGGGAGCGAGGUCGCAGUCCCAACAGGAGAAGGCAAGACAGUCGCUACAGAUCCGAUUACGAACGUGGGAGAACGCCCUCUCGCCACCGCAGCUAUGAGCGGAGCAGAGAGCGGGAACGGGAGAGACACAGGCAUCGAGACAACCGAAGAUCACCCUCUCUGGAAAGGUCCUACAAAAAAGAGUAUAAGAGAUCUGGAAGUCGCUCCCCAAGUAGGGAGAAGAAGCGAGCUCGUUGGGAGGAAGAAAAAGACAGGUGGAGUGACAACCAGAGCUCCGGCAAAGAGAAAAACUAUACCUCCAUCAAGGAAAAGGAGCCGGAGGAGACGCUGACUGACAAAAAUGAGGAGGAGGAAGAAGAACUACUGAAGCCCGUGUGGAUCCGAUGUACCCAUUCAGAAAACUACUAUUCCAGUGACCCCAUGGAUCAGGUGGGAGAUUCUACUGUAGUUGGAACAAGUAGACUUCGUGACUUGUAUGACAAAUUUGAAGAAGAGUUAGGGAGCAGGCAAGAGAAGGCUAAGGCCGCUAGACCUCCGUGGGAACCUCCGAAAACGAAGCUGGACGAGGAUUUAGAGAGUUCCAGUGAGUCCGAAUGUGAGUCCGAUGAAGACAGCACCUGUUCUAGCAGCUCAGAUUCUGAAGUUUUUGACGUUAUUGCAGAAAUCAAACGCAAAAAGGCUCAUCCUGACCGACUUCACGAUGAACUUUGGUACAAUGACCCAGGCCAGAUGAAUGACGGGCCACUCUGCAAAUGCAGCGCAAAAGCGAGACGCACAGGAAUUAGGCACAGCAUUUAUCCCGGAGAAGAGAACAUCAAGCCUUGUCGUCCGAUGACCAACAAUGCUGGCAGACUUUUCCACUAUCGGAUUACGGUUUCCCCCCCUACAAACUUUUUAACUGACAGGCCAACCGUUAUAGAAUAUGAUGAUCAUGAGUAUAUCUUCGAAGGAUUUUCUAUGUUUGCACAUGCCCCCCUGACCAAUAUUCCAUUGUGUAAAGUUAUUAGAUUCAACAUAGACUACACAAUUCAUUUCAUUGAAGAGAUGAUGCCUGAGAAUUUUUGUGUAAAAGGGCUUGAACUCUUUUCAUUGUUCCUAUUCAGAGAUAUUUUGGAAUUAUACGACUGGAAUCUUAAAGGUCCUUUGUUUGAAGACAGUCCUCCUUGCUGCCCAAGAUUUCAUUUCAUGCCACGUUUUGUAAGAUUUCUUCCAGAUGGAGGAAAGGAAGUUCUGUCCAUGCACCAGAUCCUCCUCUACUUACUCCGGUGUAGCAAAGCACUGGUCCCUGAGGAGGAGAUUGCCAAUAUGCUGCAGUGGGAAGAACUUGAGUGGCAGAAAUAUGCCGAGGAAUGCAAAGGCAUGAUCGUGACCAACCCUGGGACGAAACCAAGUUCUGUCCGCAUUGAUCAACUGGAUCGUGAACAGUUCAACCCUGAUGUGAUUACUUUCCCAAUUAUUGUCCACUUUGGGAUACGCCCUGCACAGUUGAGUUAUGCAGGAGACCCACAGUAUCAGAAACUGUGGAAGAGUUAUGUGAAACUUCGCCACCUCCUAGCAAAUAGUCCCAAAGUCAAACAAACUGACAAGCAAAAGCUGGCACAGAGGGAGGAAGCACUCCAAAAAAUACGACAGAAGAAUACAAUGAGGCGGGAGGUAACCGUGGAGCUAAGUAGCCAGGGAUUCUGGAAAACCGGCAUCCGUUCUGAUGUCUGCCAGCAUGCCAUGAUGCUGCCUGUUUUGACCCAUCAUAUCCGCUACCACCAAUGCCUAAUGCAUCUGGACAAGCUGAUAGGAUAUACUUUCCAAGAUCGUUGUCUGUUACAGUUGGCCAUGACUCAUCCAAGCCAUCAUUUAAAUUUUGGAAUGAAUCCUGAUCACGCCAGGAAUUCUUUAUCUAACUGUGGAAUUCGGCAGCCCAAAUACGGAGACAGAAAAGUUCAUCACAUGCACAUGCGUAAGAAAGGAAUUAACACCUUAAUAAAUAUUAUGUCACGCCUUGGACAAGAUGACCCAACUCCUUCAAGGAUUAAUCACAAUGAAAGACUGGAGUUCCUGGGUGAUGCUGUGGUUGAAUUUCUGACCAGUGUCCAUUUGUACUAUUUGUUUCCUAGUCUGGAAGAAGGAGGAUUAGCAACCUACCGGACUGCCAUUGUUCAGAAUCAGCACCUUGCCAUGCUAGCAAAGAAACUUGAACUGGAUCGAUUUAUGCUAUACGCUCAUGGGCCUGACCUUUGUAGAGAAUCGGACCUUCGACAUGCAAUGGCUAAUUGUUUUGAAGCAUUAAUAGGAGCUGUUUACUUGGAGGGAAGCCUGGAGGAAGCCAAGCAGCUAUUUGGACGCUUACUCUUUAAUGAUCCGGACCUGCGCGAAGUCUGGCUCAAUUAUCCUCUCCACCCACUCCAACUACAAGAACCAAAUACUGAUCGACAACUUAUUGAGACUUCUCCAGUUCUGCAGAAACUUACUGAGUUCGAAGAAGCAAUUGGAGUGAUUUUUACUCAUGUUCGACUUCUGGCAAGGGCAUUCACUUUGAGGACUGUGGGAUUUAACCAUCUGACCUUAGGCCACAACCAGAGGAUGGAAUUCCUAGGUGACUCCAUAAUGCAGCUGGUAGCCACAGAGUACUUAUUUAUUCAUUUCCCAGAUCAUCAUGAAGGACACUUAACUUUGUUGCGAAGCUCUUUGGUGAAUAACAGGACUCAAGCCAAGGUAGCAGAGGAGCUGGGCAUGCAGGAAUAUGCCAUAACGAACGACAAGACCAAGAGACCCGUGGCCCUUCGGACCAAGACCUUGGCGGACCUCUUGGAAUCGUUUAUUGCAGCAUUGUACAUUGAUAAGGAUUUGGAAUAUGUUCAUACUUUCAUGAAUGUCUGCUUCUUUCCACGAUUAAAAGAGUUCAUUUUGAAUCAGGAUUGGAAUGACCCCAAAUCCCAGCUGCAGCAGUGUUGCCUGACACUGAGGACAGAAGGCAAAGAGCCAGAUAUUCCUCUGUACAAGACUCUGCAGACCGUGGGCCCGUCCCAUGCUAGAACUUACACUGUGGCUGUGUAUUUCAAGGGAGAAAGAAUAGGCUGUGGGAAAGGACCAAGCAUUCAGCAAGCAGAAAUGGGAGCUGCAAUGGAUGCACUUGAAAAAUAUAACUUUCCCCAGAUGGCCCAUCAGAAGCGGUUCAUUGAACGGAAAUACAGACAGGAGUUGAAGGAGAUGAGGUGGGAAAGAGAGCAUCAAGAGAGAGAGCCUGAUGAGACCGAGGACAUGAAGAAGUGAAGGUGGGCGCGGAAGUGCUGGCGGAUCGACUCGCUAAGAAACUGACUGCUGCCCCUGGAGGCCCCGCCUCGUUUCCUCCAGGCACUGAGUGAAGUGUGCCCACUGAAAUAAAACACACAGUCAGAUCGCUGCUGUGGUUUUAGUGAUCGGAUAUUGUUUGUAGCAGGAUGAUCUUUAGUACAAAGCGUUUGGUUUCCAGUUAAUGAACACUUCACUCAGGUAGAUGUGCGUGAUUCCCUUUUAUUUUGCCCUUUGAACAAUAAAAUUCAAGAGAUCAUCUUCUAUGUGGAAUAGAUACCAUUUUUCUCUCCGUCUCAGAUGGUGACCCCAGACUGUCAGCUGACAAGUGAAAAAGUCACUUGACCAGAUAUUUUUACUUCACUCCAAUAUCUCUGUUUUUUGAAAUCUCUGGAUUACGAAGUGAAUGUUUUGGCUUUCAUCUCAAUGUUUAUCAAGUUGUCAGCUGCAAAUUACUGAAUUUUCCCCACCCUAAGCAGUGAAUUCUUUGUAGAAGGUAUCUAUUUAAUGUUUAACUAGGUGGGGGGACAGACAGAAAUUUGAGUCAUGUACAUUUUUUGAAUUAUUAGAAUAGGAGAGAAAUCAUGAUUCUAAAUCAGGCCACAUUUUAAACCAAGUGCUCUCACUCUGGAGAGAGUGAACCUUUCCAAAAGUUUAUAGACAGACUUCAGAGAAGUCUCAACCUCCAAAAUUGUAUUUCAUUUCAUGUGUGUGUGUGUGUGUGGGCUUGGGAGGGGGUACGGAACAGUGGGAGGAGGGUUCAUCAGCUUCUCCAAGUGGUCUCUAAAGUAAAGGACUAACAUUACAUCGAAAGACACGACUUUAAAAGAAAUGUUAUUUUAAACUGAACAUGACUGGUUUCUUAUUAAUAAAUGCAAAACUUGUUUGUAA
Molecule: messenger RNA, 5223 nt
Organism: Tupaia belangeri chinensis (Chinese tree shrew)
Lineage: Eukaryota; Metazoa; Chordata; Mammalia; Scandentia; Tupaiidae
Gene: DROSHA
Product: drosha ribonuclease III
Exons: 34
Coding region: 301-4314 (1337 amino acids)
Biological process (GO): primary miRNA processing; rRNA processing; pre-miRNA processing
Cellular component (GO): nucleus; microprocessor complex
Molecular function (GO): RNA binding; ribonuclease III activity
Source: RefSeq, a predicted model, not a curated record